Molecule: messenger RNA, 1209 nt
Organism: Striga asiatica
Lineage: Eukaryota; Viridiplantae; Streptophyta; Magnoliopsida; Lamiales; Orobanchaceae
Source: the annotation of a GenBank genome assembly
AAUAAAAACCUCGGCUAGCGCCUGCUUGAGUUUGAAGCAUUGGAGGGUCCGAAUUCUCCCAAAGUCCCGAAACAUAAGCAAAGAAUUUAUAACGCAGACUUGAGAUUUUCUUUCUUACCCACCACACCGCACCGCAUCCCCACCCCAAAGACUUUGAAGAACUGGUUGAGAAUGGCCGCUACACCAAAUCUGGAGGAUGUGCCAUCGGUGGAUCUCAUGACGGAACUCCUCCGCCGUAUGAAAUGCGCCAACAAGCCCGACAAGCGCCUCAUCCUCGUCGGUCCACCGGGGUCGGGAAAAGGUACGCAAUCACCAGUAAUUAAGGAUGAAUAUUGUUUAUGCCAUCUGGCCACUGGUGACAUGCUUAGAGCUGCUGUUUCUGCCAAGACUGCCCUCGGUGUUAAAGCCAAAGAGGCCAUGGAAAAGGGAGAACUUGUUUCUGAUGAUUUGGUGGUUGGGAUUAUAGAUGAUGCCUUGAAAAAACCCUCUUGUCAGAAAGGUUUUAUUCUUGAUGGAUUUCCAAGAACAGUUGUCCAAGCGCAGAAGCUUGAUGAGAUGCUUGAAAAACGUGGGGUCAAGGUUGACAAAGUGCUUAACUUUGCAAUUGAUGAUGCUAUUUUGGAGGAGAGAAUCACUGGCCGCUGGAUUCAUCCAUCAAGUGGUCGUACAUAUCAUACAAAAUUUGCACCACCAAAAUUGCCUGGUGUUGAUGAUGUAACUGGAGAACCUUUAAUUCAGCGCAAGGAUGAUACUGCUGCUGUUCUGAAGUCAAGGCUUGAAGCUUUUCACAAGCAGACUGAACCAGUAAUCGACUACUACAGCAAAAAGGGUAUUGUUGCCAACCUACCAGCGGAAAAGCCUCCACAAGAAGUGACAUCAGAGGUUAAGAAGGUACUUUCCUGAUAAGGGGGCUGCCAGCUUUUUUGCCCGCUACAGAGAAAUAAACAUUUCAACUCUCGGCUUUUGGUUAUUGUAUUUUCCGAUACAUGUUUUGGAUUCCCAUGAGAGGCUACUAUUUCAGACCUUGUUUUGCUGAGUCAGUGUUAGCCAUUUGACUUGUUUGAACGGGCUACAGAAUAAUUUUAUCGACUUUUUGCAGGAGCUCUGCCUAUUGCAUUUUCUCUAUGGAUCAUGUUACAACAACAUAAAGGAUGACAUAAACUUUGGCAAAAUAACACCUUGUCACGAUCUUAUUAUUUUACACAUCAC